AUGACUUUUCCAAGAUCACAUUUUCAAGGAACUCAUGACAGUGAAGCUGACCCAAGUAGAAUUACACAUGUUAAUGAUGUUUCACUUGAUCGUAAUUGCACAUCACCUAAUCAACGAAACAACACGAGUCAAUCCGAUACAAGUAUAAGUGAUAUAGUUCUAAAUGAUAUGGAUGUUGAUGAAGCUUUGGAGGAUGCAGUAAUAUCAUAUGUUAACAUGGACGCCAGAGAAAAUGGUGCAUUAUCACGUCGUCCUCAAGUUGGUGUUCAUGUUGAUGAGAAUAUUCUUGCAUCUGGUCGUAGUAUAUACACAUUUCGUGCUCAAGGUGCUUUUUACCAUAACAUAGGAGGUUUCUAUCCAAAUGAGGGUGUCAGGCCGCGUUUCUUACAACUAUACGUCUACGACACCGAUAAUGAGCUACAUAAUAGAAUGCAGGAAAAUCCACAGCUACACCAAAAUGUAGUUCACAAAUUACAGAAAAUGCUCCAUCAGUUUAAUCCUUUUGUAAUUAGGUUCAAGCAACUUUCAAUACUUCCAAAUAUCAGUGAAUGUAGCCUCAUACUUAAGGAGCGUCCAAGUAAUCACCAUCAAUAUAAUCUUCCAACUGCUGAACAAGUUGCGACAAUUAUUGUUGGAUGUGAUGCAGAUUCUAUGGAUUAUGGAAGGGAUAUUAAUGUCAUUCGUUGUGAUGGAAAUCUCAAGAAAGUUCAAGAGACAAAGGGAUAUUAUGAUCCUUUGCAAUACCCUGUAUUAUUUCCAUUUAGGAAGCAUGACAAUUAUGUCAAAAUUGAAUCAGGGAGAUUAAGGUGGAUUAAAGAGCACCAAAGUGAUAUACGUUCUGAAUUGUACCAAGGUUUACAUGAUGCUUUGCAUGUUGGUGAAACUAAUGCAGAGAACAUUGGAAAAAGAACAAUAUUGCCAUCAUCAUUUAUUGGCGGUCGUCGAGACAUGACACAAUGUUAUGAAGAUGGCAUGGCUAUUGUUCUUAAUGGCGGUAAACCAGAUAUUUUUCUAACAAUGACAUGCAAUCCUUCUUGGAGUGAGAUAACAUCAAAACUUUUGCCUUUUCAAACACCACAAGAUCGUCCAGAUUUACUAACAAGAAUAUUUCGUUCGAAAUUUGAGAAAUUGAAGGAUGAUGUUAUUAAUAAAGGAGUCUUGGAAAGUAACGAUAAGUUGCGUGACCCAAAAGAUUAUGAUAGUAUGGUAAAAGCAAAAAUACCUAAAUUAGAAUGUGAACCGCAGUUGCAUGAAGCUGUUGUAAGACAUAUGAUCCACAGACCUUGCGGCAUAAUCAACCGAAAGUCUCCAUGUAUGAAAGACGGACAUUGUAAAAAAAGGUAUCCCAAACAAUUCUUGGAUGAAACACAUCAAGGCACUGACUCAUAUCCCGAGUAUAGGAGAAGGUUUGAUGAGUCUGUAUCGUUAGGUAAAGAUAGGUCUGUCGAUAAUAGAUGGGUGUACAAGGGCCCUGAUCGUGUGGCUAUGGAGGUUCAUAAAGGAUCAUACAUGGAUGAAGUUCAGCAAUAUGUUGAUGCAAGAUGGAUUUGUGCUCCCGAGGCAUUAUGGAAAAUAUUUCGAUUCACUCUUUACCGAUUAUAUCCUUCGGUUGAAAGAUUGCAGAUCCACUUGCCGAACCGCCAUCAAGUGUGCUUUUAUGAUCAUCAGCAAAUUGUAGAUGUGUUAAAUAAUGAACGCAACUCCAAAACAAUGCUCACACAAUUCUUUGCAUUGAAUCUACGAGAUCCACAAGCAAGAAAGUAUCUGUAUAGAGAGAUUCCAGAGCAUUAUUGUUGGAACAAGCAGGAUAUGGAAUGGCAUCGUAGGCGAUCAACAAGAAAAGUUAUCGGGAGAAUCUAUACGGUAUCACCUUCAGAGGGAGAUAAGUUUUAUUUGCGACUGUUGUUAUCGCAUGUCACAGGUCAAACCAGUUGGGAAUAUCUUCUUACAAAUAAUGGCAUGACUUUCAGUACAUUCAAAAAAUCAGCCGAGGAUAGGGGAUUUCUAGAGACUGAUCAUAGUAUUCGUGAUUGUUUGGUUGAGGCUACGAGUCUCCUAAUGCCAUAUGUUUUACGAAGGUUAUUCGUGACGAUUUUAAUAUUUUGUGAACCUACUGAUGUUAGAGGCCUUUGGAAUGAGUUUUUUACACAUAUGGUAGAGGAUUAA
Lathyrus oleraceus (garden pea) is the source of this 2166-nucleotide messenger RNA. RefSeq lists its product as uncharacterized. Lineage: Eukaryota; Viridiplantae; Streptophyta; Magnoliopsida; Fabales; Fabaceae. The transcript is spliced from 8 exons. The record is from RefSeq and is a predicted model, not a curated record. Bases 1 to 2166 code for a protein of 721 amino acids.